AUGGCGAAGUGGGGAGAAGGCGACCCCCGGUGGAUCGUGGAGGAACGAGCAGACGCCACGAAUGUGAACAACUGGCACUGGACGGAGCGUGACGUGACAGCCUGGUCGGAGGAGCGUCUGAAGUCUCUGCUGCAGGAGGUCAGAGUUGAGGGGUCAGAGGGCGUGUGUCAGGUGACCGACGUGAGCAAACUGGAGGGAGAGGCCUGCAUCAACAACCGCAAAGGAAAACUCUUCUACUUCUACGAGUGGGUCAUCCGCGCCUACUGGACCGGAACGGCCAAGACUGGAGUGAAGUACAGAGGGACCGUGGACGUGGCCAAUCUGUCCGACGAAAACGACGCAGACGACCUGGACAUCUCUGUGGCGCUGUGUGCAGACCACCCCCCCACUCCUCUGGUGCAGCUCAUGAAGACCAAAGGCAUCCCUGAAGUCCGCCGUGCCCUGGACAACUACACCAAACAGCUCAAGACUGAGUUCAGUCAGGGGAUGAUUCUGCCCACGGCCAAUGGACCAAAAGCCCCGCCCCCUCCAGCUCCGAGCAAACCACAGGUGCAGAGUAAAACACAGAUCAGCUCCGCUCCGUCCAGUGGCGCCACCUGCAGUGCAGCAAAAACAUCGACAGGACACAUCCAACUGAAGGAGACGUUCUUCACCACACCAGACGAAGUGUACGCCACCUUCAUCAGCCAAGACUUUGUGCAGAUCUUCACUCGUUCACCCGCUCAGGUCGACGCUCGUAACGGAGGAAAGUUCCAGCUCUUGGACGGUUCUGUGAGCGGAGAGUUUGUGCAGCUGGUUCCAGACAAAGGCAUCGAGAUGAAGUGGAGGUUCAGGUCUUGGCCCAAAGACCACUUUGCCACAGUGAUCCUUCUGUUUGAGGACAGAGGGGGAGAGACGGGUCUUUCCGUGGACAUUCAGGGCGUCCCCUCCGGGUCUGAGGACAGCACCCGAGAAGGCUGGAACCGCUUCUACCUCCAGGCCAUCAAACAGACUUUUGGAUACUAGAACUGCUCAAUACAGACGAUCAAAAACGCCGGAAAUUAGAAGCACUCACGACGGCAAACUCCCACAAACUCCCACAAACCAAGGACUAUUUCGCCUCCAUGCGCUGCCUGAAAAUUCUGAGAAAAAGAGGGGGUAUUAUGACUUUUUUUUUCUUUUUUACCACAUUGUAACGUUCUUUCCUCAUCACAAAUGCCUGAAGAAGUGUUAGAUCUCCAUAGAUGAUCCAUGGAUAGGGCCUGGUAUCAUUAAGAAGUUGCAAAUACAAUACAUAUCUCGAUACAUAGGCCACGAUACAAUACAUUUUGCGAUACAGUGCGCUUUCAAUUCAAUAUGAUUUGACACGUUUCAGUGAAAAAUAAAGGCUAAUUCAUCAUUGUGAUACUAAAAGGCCACUAAAUCCACUAAGUCUGUGCAAAGUUAAUAUGAAAAACACCCAUUUUACUCAUCAAAAAAGUGAAAAUAUCAACACAAUUGCAGCUCUUACACAAAAAAUAUGGAUAUUUCAAUAUUUUUGCACACCUCUAUUCGUGUACACUACCGGUCAAAAGUUUUAGAACAUCCUCAUUUUUCCAGUUAUUUAUUGCAUUUCAAGUUGUGCAAGUCCAAUGAAGAGUUUGAAAUGGUGCAAAGGUAAAAACUGAACAGACAGAGGUUAAAAAAAAAGAUAAAAGAUACAAAACACAAGUCCAAGCUCUGCCAAAACUACCUCAGGAAAAAAGAACAAGAUGGUAAAACUUGAAAACAUGGAGUGUCCAGCGGCACAGUGUCCAGACUUAAACUCCAUCGAGCUGGUUUGGGAUGAACAGGACAGAAGAGUGAAAGUCAAACAACCUACAAGUGUCACACAUUUAUGGAAACUUCUGCGACAGGCUUGGGAAGAACUUUCUGAAGAAUAUUUGAUUUCUGUCGUAAAAAGAACGAGCCACGAGUGUGUUCAGCUGUUAUAUCUGAAAAAAACUGAAAAAAGUGUGAUGUUCUAAAACUUUUGACCGCUAGAGUAUGUUUGAAUAAUCUAGCGAUCUCUCCUGGUCUCUUUUCAAAUCUUUGUUAUGGUUGGCUGUCCAAUACUCAGCCCAAAAGCCUACUUCACUCACGCUCCCACAUGAUAAUUCCCAUAAAUAUACAAAACGUUGAUGCAAAACUGUACACAACAACUUCACAAACCUGAUGCGAUGUGCUGUAGUUUCAUUAGCGGGAAGCACGGUGUUGGGGUAAACGCUCUGGAGGGGAAAGAGCAAAGAGCAGGAACAGACUCAGAACGUUGUUUUUGCUGAAUAUAGAGUUUUCAAACAUGGUGAUCUAAAUAUGUUAUGUGUUAUCAGUAGAGGUGUAACAAUAACCGAAAUAUCGUGAUAUCGUAUCGUCAAAAGUCUCACAGUGAUAUCGUUUGCUGUCACAACAUAUCGAAUUACAAUUUUCUUUGCUUAAAUUCAUUGUUUUGGUGCAGCUACAGCUAAAAACGGAUGGAACUACAUAGACCAUGAUCCUUUGCUCUGUUUCAGUGCAGACUUUAUGAAGAAAUAACUGUUAUUAAGCGCUUUUUUAAUCUUAGUUCUUUGGAUUAUGACAGAACCAAAGUCUUGUCAAUGCUUUUUUAAAAGGACAAAGUAGUAUAUUCUCAAUUUGGUCAGCCUCCACAAAAUAUCGCAGUAAAUAUCGUACCGAGGGAUCCGGGUAUUGUUACAUCCUUAGUUAUCGUAUAAUCCUAACCCCACAGAAGUAAAAUACCCCCUCUUUUAAGUGAACAUUAGUUGAAGUCAUCUCCCAAAACAGACAACAACGCACACAAAGUUUCUGUCUUUGCAUCUUUAAAAAAAAAAGUAUUAAGAUAUAUAUUUUUGCUUGUAUUAUCUAACCUGGCAGCCUGGCCUUGCUUAACCGUAUAAAUCAAGAUUUCUUUAUUUUUUCAGUUUUAACUUCAGUUCAUUUCAUCACACUGAGUGAUCCACAUGUUUUUUUUAAAUACACGUAUUUUAAGUUAAGCAAAUACAGGAAACUAGAAAGCUUUUUGUAAUCAUACUUUUUUCGCUUUACAUUAUAACAAAAUAAAAGGCAAAAGGACGUUUCUUCUGUGAUGUAAUUUACAAACAAGCCACUUCAUUUUCUGUUCUUUGCAGACAUCUUUUAAACACAGCUGUAUUGUACAUUUAUUUAUGGUAUUUAUUUAUUUGUCUUUUUGUAAUAAUAAAAGAAAGAAUAUUGUGAUUUCCUGGCUAUUUUAGGACUUUUAUUUGUACUUCCAUAUGAGUAAAUGUAUUCUAUUUGGGAUCUGUUGUACUAUUUCUAUAUGAUUGUACAUUUCUUAUGAUAUAUUAGUUAAACAAGUUGCAAGUUUCAACCUAAAGUUCUUUACCAAAUGUACAGAUUGAAGUUAGGUUAG
Messenger RNA from Boleophthalmus pectinirostris (great blue-spotted mudskipper), 3385 nucleotides. RefSeq names its product activator of 90 kDa heat shock protein ATPase homolog 1-like. NCBI's taxonomy places the organism in Eukaryota, Metazoa, Chordata, Actinopteri, Gobiiformes, Gobiidae. Gene Ontology annotation, cellular component: cytosol. The transcript has 9 exons. The record is from RefSeq and is a predicted model, not a curated record. Gene Ontology annotation, molecular function: protein-folding chaperone binding; ATPase activator activity. Gene Ontology annotation, biological process: protein folding; positive regulation of ATP-dependent activity. Bases 1 to 1005 code for a protein of 334 amino acids.